Messenger RNA from Micropterus salmoides (largemouth bass), 762 nucleotides. It is a transcript of the gene ssna1, whose product is annotated as Sjogren syndrome nuclear autoantigen 1. The transcript is spliced from 3 exons. Gene Ontology annotation, cellular component: ciliary basal body; centrosome. NCBI's taxonomy places the organism in Eukaryota, Metazoa, Chordata, Actinopteri, Centrarchiformes, Centrarchidae. The record is from RefSeq and is a predicted model, not a curated record. The coding region runs from base 261 to 605 and encodes 114 amino acids.
UCCGGUAGUAUCUUUGGUUCAGUUGUCCGGGAAACCCGCCAUGCAGCAGCACUUCGUCUAAAACCAACACAUUUCCGAGGAGAGGCGCUUGUAUCUUUGCUUACAUGCCUGAGCCCCGGCGUGCUUAGCUCAGCGAGACAGAUGACAGGCUAGCCGGCCGAGAGAAUAUAGGAAACAAGUAACGUUAGCUAGCUUAAGCGGUGUCGAGCCCCGGUUGAACGUUAUAAUUAACGUUAGGCGGACGUUCGCUAAAAUCCAACAUGACCCAACAAGCUGCUGCUCUGCAGACCUACAACAAUGAGCUCGUCAAGUGUAUUGAAGACCUGUGCUCUAAGCGGGAGGAGUUGAACCGGCAGAUCAAGCAGGAGGAAGAGGAGAAGGAUCGACUGCAGCACGACAUCCGCAUCCUCUCAGAGAAGCUGAGCAGAGUCAAUGAGAGCCUGGCACAAAGACUCGCCGCCCGCGCCACUUUCGACCGCACCAUCGCAGAGACCGAGGCUGCAUACACCAAGAUUUUAGAGAGUUCCCAGUCUCUUCUGAGUGUUCUGAAGCAGGAGGCAGGAAACCUCAGUAAAGCCACAGAGCCCCGGAGGAAGGAUCACUAAUGGCAGUGAAAGGUCACUGAACUCUCUCGUAUUGACGACAAGAGCACACUUGACACUGCACUUAACAGUUUAUACUCCACUCUGGACUAUUUGUAAUAUAUUUGACUGAUUUAUUAUAAGUACCUUAUUCUAAUAAAUGUGUUCUUAUCACUCCGAA